AUGAGUGAAAAAGUAGUGAGCUCUAAAGGCUGGAACUGGGGUUACUAUGACUUCAAUAAGGAAAACAUGGCAUUCAAUGUGAACGGACAAUAAUGCUUUUUAAUAAACUACAAGGACAUCGCCUUGUCAAAUGCAACUGGAAAGAAUGAGCAGAAUUUAAGGCAUUUGUCCGCCAUGCCAACAAAUACAGGAUAUUAAUAUUUAUGUAGUGAUAAAGGAGAUAUAUUAACUGAGAUGAGAUUCUACGUGCCUAAUAGUGAGUUAGAUAGUCUGGAGGAAGAGAAGAAAGAUGAAAAUAAGGAUGAGAAUAAGAAAGAAGAAAAGAAGAAGAAGGAAGAGAAAAAGAAGGAAGGGGAAGACGGAGACGAUGAUGAUGGAGAAGAUGAUGAGGAUGAAGAUGAAGCUGAAGAGAACACUGUAACUCCAGCUUAAAUUUUCAAUGAGAAGAUAAUCAAGGCUGCAGGCAUUGGUGAAUUUGCUGGAGAGAUGAUAGCUUCGCUAUCCGAUUUAAACAUGAUCAUCCCAAGAGGCAAAUACUCUUUCUAGUUAUACAGUACAUUUGCUAAACUUCACGGCAGAACAAAUGAUUAUAAGAUCUAAUACAAAGAUAUAACCAAGGGCUUCUUGCUGCCUAAACCAGAUGGCAAGCAUAUGGCUUAUGUACUUUAACUUAAGGUCCCAUUGAGACAAGGUCAAACUUUACAUCACUUCAUUGCAUUGCAAUUUGAAAGAGAGAAAACACUGAAGGUGCAAUUGAAUCUAUCACCAGAGCAGAUUAAAGAGUAGUAUCAAGAUAGACUAUCACCUGAGAUUGAAGGUCCCUUGUUUGAUGUGAUUUCUAAGCUGUUCAAGGAACUGAUUAGGAUCAACAUUUUGAUUCCAAGUGAGUUCAAAAGUAACACCAAAGAGGAUGCUAUUAAGUGCUCAGUCAAGGCUUAUGAUGGCUAUUUAUAUCCUCUAAAGAGCUCAAUUAUCUUCAUUCACAAACCAGUCAUCUACAUGAAGCACUCUGAGAUCAAGUUUGUCGAGUUCUAAAGAGUUGGCUAAGUAAGCUCUGGCAUUCCAAGCAGAUCUUUCGACAUGAUUAUUACCAAUCUAAAAGAUAAUACCUCAACUACAUUUGCAGGUAUUGAUAAAGCUGAACACAAGAAUCUUGUCAAUUACUUGAAAUCUAAGAAUAUUAAAAUGAGAAGUGUUGACCUAGAAACCUAAUAGCAAGUUGACUUUGAUGAGGGCGAUGAAGAAGAUGAAUUUGAAGAUGACGAGGAAGUGAAACAGGCUGCUUCAGGUGGAUUAGGCAAGAGAGUCCGUAAGCCAGUCUAAAAUGCUGCUAUGCUUGUCGAUGACUAUGACUCUGAGGAUGAUGAAUCAUUCUAGGAUGGAGGUAGCCCUUAGGGAAGUGACGAGGAUGAAGAAAUGGAAGACGAUGAUGAUGUUUCAAUGGUUGAUGAUGAUCUUGACGAUGAAGUCAAGGAUUUGCAGAAACAAGCACCCAAAGUAAGUGGAAAGAGAGGAAGUGGUGCUAGAGGAAGUGAAAAAGAUAAAAAAGAUAAGAAGGACAAAAAGAAAAAGUCUAAAAAGCAGAGCUAAGACUCUUGA
This is a messenger RNA of Stylonychia lemnae, 1599 nucleotides long. NCBI's taxonomy places the organism in Eukaryota, Ciliophora, Spirotrichea, Sporadotrichida, Oxytrichidae. The record is from the annotation of a GenBank genome assembly.